AUGCCGAAUGCAGGAAUGGGAAGAGGGGACAACUGUAGCUGGAUUGGGCCUGAGAUCCCUCUGUCCUCACAAAUCUUCAGUGCCAUUAAGGAUGAUCUGUGGCUCUUCCUCAUCCCGGCUGGCCUGGCUGUCAUUUUACUAGGGGUGUUCCUGGAGGAAGUGGGCUUCUUCCUGCGCCAUGUUUCCUCAGCCAGACGAAAACGGCUCUACCUGUGGAUAUUAGGAAUGUACCCGGUAUUUGCCUUGACCUCCCUUAUAGCACUGUACGUGCCACGUUCUUCUUCACUGUGUAAUUUCAUCGCUUCACUGUAUCACUCCAUCACCUUGCUGAAGUUCAUGGGAUUGAUCACCGACUUCUUUGGAGGGAAAGCUCGUAUGCUGGCUGCUUUGUCUGGACAGCAGGUGUCUCCAGAUCCUUUCCCAUGUUGCUGCUGCUGCUGUCUCCCAAUGGUAGCCAUCAACAGCAGCAGCCGCGGCUGGAUGAUGGCGGCUGUGCUACAGCUCUCUGUUGUCCGCAGCAUCUUGUUCUUUGUCACUCUGGUCCUGUGGACAGACGAACAGUACGACUACGGUGAUGUGGAUUCAGUCAACCCCAACCUGUAUGUGAACGGCAUCAUAUGCGUGUCAACCUUUGUGUCCUUCUAUGGCCACCUUCUGUUUUACAAAGCCACUAAGAGCGCUUUGCACGGCUAUGGACUGAGAGCCAAGUUCAUCUGCAUCAUCGUAGUGCUGGUGCUGUGUGGACUGCAGAGUGGCAUCUUAGAGACCAUGGGUGCUCUGGAGGUUAUCCCCUGCACACCACCCUUCUCUGUCCUGACCAGGUCCCAGUUGAUAUACCACUACUGUGUGAUUGUGGAGAUGUUCUGCAUUGGCCUGUAUGCCCGCUGCACGUUCCGCAAGGUGGAGCCGAGCGUGGUGGAGGACGUGGAGGUGCCCAUCAGUGUCUGGCAGGCGGAGAAGGCCAUUCAGACGGACGAUGUUCAGGUGAUGCAGCACAAGCCAGGUCUGCUCUCAGAGGAGGCUUGGCCCGCCCGCAGCCUUGUCAGUGCCUCCAAUCCCGGUUACAAUAGUGACAGCGAGGACAGCCUGUGCAGGAUAGAGCAUGCCCCCCUGGAUGGUUUCCCCUUCCCUCAGGCCAGGGGUCAACAGUCGGGCAGACCAGAACUAGUGGAACCCGGGUCUGGAGAGGAACCAACUGUAGAGCUGACCCACAUUACUGUCAGAGCUGAUAUUAACUAUGAGGACUGUAAGGAUGUCACUGUGGUUUGA
This is a messenger RNA of Toxotes jaculatrix (banded archerfish), 1269 nucleotides long. RefSeq names its product organic solute transporter subunit alpha. Gene Ontology annotation, molecular function: transporter activity. Gene Ontology annotation, biological process: transport. NCBI's taxonomy places the organism in Eukaryota, Metazoa, Chordata, Actinopteri, Toxotidae. The record is from RefSeq and is a predicted model, not a curated record. The coding region runs from base 1 to 1269 and encodes 422 amino acids. The transcript has 8 exons.